AUGGAGGCACUUCAAGUACUUGAACACAAGCACCCACUAAAGCUCGUUGAUUUGCAGCUACAAUUACAAUAUGAAGAAGAAGAAGAAGAAGAAGAAGAAGAAGAAGGUGAAGAAGAAGAAGAUGAUGAUAAUGAUUAUGAUCUUGUUACGAAAGAGGGCUUUAGAGGUGCAUGUGAGAGGUGUGGUGAAGAAAUCAAUGUAUACCACAGGUACUACUACAAAUGUAUGGCAGAUUCAUCGUGUGAUUUCUCACUUCACAAAUUUUGUGGUGAGAUCCCAACACGUUUGGAGAGCGCAUUUCAUCCACAUCCUCUUACCAUGUUUAUGCUUCGUUAUAAUUGGUCAUGCAAUAUUUGUGGGAGUAAGCACAAGCCAGGUGAGCUGCGUUACAUUUGUUUUGAAUGUGAAUUUUGGAUUGAUGUAAACUGUGCAGUGGAUAUAAGAAAAAGGAUCAUCCAUCAUCCAUGCCAUCCACACUUGCUAACAUGUGCUAUCACGAAACCCGUUUUAUGCGACUGUAGUGCUUGUGGGAGAAGACAAGAAGGGAUGUUCUAUAACUGCACCACUUGUACCAACUUCACCAUACACAAUGAAUGUGCUUUCCUACCAGAAAUAUUGAAAAUCCAAGAGAAAACAGAUGGUGCUUUUCAUCAUACCCAUCCCCUCACCAUUUCAUAUUCAUUCCCCAGAGAAGAUCAAAAAGCUAAACAUGAUCCCAGAUGCAGAGUAUGCGGUCAUUCUUUUUAUGAUAUGGAGAAUCUUUGGAUUUACAAAUGUGAUGAAUGCAUGUACUAUACCCAUGUGGAUUGCGCAACAUCAAGAAGAGAGCCAUUCAUGUCCAUCUUCUUGCCUCCUGGCGUUGGCAGAACCAGCAAAAACUAUAAAGUUGGUGAGCAUCCUCAUCUUGUUCAUCUCCCAUUCCCUGAUGAAACAUACAGCCUACCUAAACACUUGUUUUUCCAACAAACUGAUCAUCAUCAUAAGGUAAACCUAACACACAUUAGUCAUAAACACCCUCUAAUUCUAGUUGAUCACACACUCAGCAAUGGGCAAACCUCCUCCUCUUCUUGGUUAUUAAAGUGUCAUAACCCAAUGAAAAAGACCCAACUGCUAUGCAAUGGAUGCCUUAGACCCAUCACGGCAACCAUGCCAUUUUACAGGUGUGCUACUGAAAAUGAUGAUCAGAUUCAGGGGGUUUGCAAUAACUUUGCUCUCCAUGAGUGGUGCACCCGACUCCCCCCAAUAAUAGAAAACCACCCCGGUCACCCACAACAUACCCUCCAUCUCAUUUACUCAAACAUCCCUGGUUGCAAGUUCGAUGUGUUCAAAUGCAAUGUUUGUUAUCUACAUUGCAAUGGGUUUGCGUAUGGUUGCGUCCAAUGCAAAUACUAUGUUGAUGUUACCUGUGGGCUUAUACCUAAAGAAAUCACACACAAAGCUCACCCCAAUCACCUUAUUUCAAUAGUUAACGUGGAUGAUAGGGAUGAUCAUAUUUCUUGUUAUAUGUGUCGCCGACAUCAUACUCCACGUCAACUUUCAUUCCGUUGUGACACGUGUGAUAUUUAUAUACAUCCGGAAUGUGCUUUGUUAUUAGCCAAGACAGUCAGACACAAGUAUGACAAGCAUCCCAUAAAGCUAAGUUACCUCCCGAUUGAGAACCACAAGAGUGAAUACUUUUGUGAAAUUUGUGAGGAGGAUCUGAAUCCUCAUCAAUCUUUCUAUCAUUGUAAAGAUUGUGUUCAAUCGAUACAUACUGCUUGUGCUCCGUUAAUACUUCAGAGCGAGACACAUACCUAUAUCAAUUAUUGGAGAAGCGUUUAUGAAUUUGUGAAUAUAAAGUUUGGAGGCAUUCAAAAAGGCCAUCUCACAUUUGCUCAAGGUCUUAUGUCAGAUGGUGAAUGUGAAAAUUGUGGUUGGGGAGUACAAUAUGAAAUGGUCUUUAAAAGGUUCGACUAUAAAUUUGCAAUUCAUUACCGCUGUUAUAACUAA
Molecule: messenger RNA, 1989 nt
Organism: Lactuca saligna
Lineage: Eukaryota; Viridiplantae; Streptophyta; Magnoliopsida; Asterales; Asteraceae
Source: the annotation of a GenBank genome assembly